AUGGUCUUCAACGAUGAGUUAUGCCAUAGGUUGCUGACGAGACAUGAAAUAACACGUUCCUACUCUAAUAUGAAGUCACAACGCUUAUGCAUACGUACCUUUUUGGUUUUGUUGAUCAUCCAUGAACGUUGCUUCAUCAAUAAACAAUGCCUAAAGAAGCGUGAGGUUUUUUAUGUUGAUUCUAAGCUGUUUGGGACUGAGAGCGGUUCGGAUAGCGUAAUUGAUGACAUAUGUUGCAUGAUAGGCUGCACAAGGCCCAAUCUUAAGGUCUUUGCUAACUCACACGAUGAGGUUAUUGGUCUAUUUAGCUUCAGGUGCGACAAUUCUCUUUUUGAUUGUUCUUUGUUUGCCUUGCGUAUCACGUUUUGUGAUCAUAUAGUAGAUAAUUUCAAGAACCAUAGGGCAUUAUUCAUCUUACUUGUUGAGAAGAAUACUGUGUUUACUCAUUUAGUUAAGGAUAAUUUUCAUAAGGAGGCUCGUUGCAUUAUGGUGACAGGAAAAGGAUUUGGUCACAGAGCUACCAAGUUAUUCUUGAAAAAACUUUAUUAUGAUUUAAAGCUUCCAGUGCUAACCAUUGUUGUGGAUUGCAAUCCAUCUGGACUUCACAUAUUUUUUGAUUACAAAUAUGGUUGGGUUAGGAAAUCAUUUGACAGUCGUGACUUAGCCACUCCAAACAUUAAAUGGUUGGGUGUGAGGCCGUCAGAUAUAGAAAAAUAUGAAGUUCAUCCAAGAGACAUACCAUUGGAAGGGACUAGUGUCUCUGCAACAAAUACCUUUUUGAAACAACAGUUUGUGACGAGUGACAAAAAUUGGGUUAGUGAGAUAGAAAAAAUGUUGGAGAUCGGAAAGAUGAUAAAUAUUGAGAAUUUGAGCUUGAAAAGUAGUCAAUAUUUGUCAAGGGAAUUCUUGCCAAAGAAAUUGGAGGCAAAUGAUUGGAUAUAA
Molecule: messenger RNA, 942 nt
Organism: Prunus avium (sweet cherry)
Lineage: Eukaryota; Viridiplantae; Streptophyta; Magnoliopsida; Rosales; Rosaceae
Source: RefSeq, a predicted model, not a curated record